Biomphalaria glabrata is the source of this 2340-nucleotide messenger RNA. RefSeq lists its product as uncharacterized. The transcript is spliced from 2 exons. The record is from RefSeq and is a predicted model, not a curated record. NCBI's taxonomy places the organism in Eukaryota, Metazoa, Mollusca, Gastropoda, Planorbidae. Bases 111 to 1874 code for a protein of 587 amino acids.
UCUGCAGAUAACAGGAUUUAGAUUUAGCAGAUCAACAUAGAAUCAGGGACCAAAACCCAGAAAUAUUACAAAAUGUUUGGCUAGUUAUCAAUAAACCAAAUCAUUCUUAAAUGGACAAGAAAAGAAGAAGCGGCAACAAAAAGGAUUGCCCAUCUUGUGAGAGUCUCCAAACUGACCAAGAAGUUCAAAUAGAGGGAAGAAACUUCAAGUUCACUAAAAUACUCAACGCCUCGAUCUACCAUUUUUAUCGAGAGAAGCUCAAGCUGAUAGAGAGACGAUCUGAAGCUGUUCAGACCAUCAGCUUGUCAGCCGAGACUUUUGGACGGUUUUUGAACAGGGUCAGAUGGAAUUAUGACGACUUUAACAAAUUAUGGAGAAUCAACAUCAUUUUUGAACUCUGGGAAGCUGCCAGAGCUUUGCAGAAUGCAGAUCUCAUUCAAAAUAUCGAAAGUAAAGUUUGCAAGAUGAUUAACGAGAAACAUGCUGAGGCAAUCUGUGCAAAGGCCAGACUCUACCAGUCAAAGUUAGUUCUCAACAAAAUUAAAAUAUUUCUUCAACACCGGUUUAUAACGGCAGAGAAAAUGCAUCUGUACUGUAUCUUAACGUUCAAAGACUUUCUUAGCAUCAUAGAAGAAGAUCUUAUAAGUGUGGACACCGAGGACGUUCUUCUGAGGUCGAUCUUUCAUUGGGCUGAACAUUUUGAAAAACAAGAAGGAUAUUCAGAAGCAAGCGAGGACGACCAGGACCAGCAACGUCGGAAAAAGAGGAAGCUGGAAAGUGAUGCGCCCCGCAAAGAUGACGAGCUGGUGGAAGACAAAUGCUCCAAGCUCUCUCAAUUGUUAAGAGCCACAAGAUAUGGUUUAGCAAGCAUUGAGUGUCUUGAGGAGCUCUCUAAACAUCCUAUGUGUGAGGAUGACGAAGAAGCCAAGCUGGUCAUAACUAAAGCCAUCAACUACAAGCUAGAUAGAAACACGCACGGAUAUUGGCCUCCAUACGCGUAUCCCAGAAACCCUCGGUAUUUCAGACACGUAGGUGUACUAGCUGACAAAGAUCAAGUCAGCUUUUUAAUUCUCGAAAGCAUGAAAUUUCAUUGGAGUAGACUUCCCAGAUGUCCACUUCAUAAUAUAAUAACAAAUGUCACUGUGUUUGACAACGAGCUCUAUGUCAUAAACAGCACAGGCCUUGAAAGUUUGCUCUUUGUUUAUAGAAACAAAGAGUGGAAAUUUGUUCUGGAUCUUCCCAAUAAGAACUUACUUGUUCUGGCUAAAGGAAGUGGCAUUUACGUCAUAGACGGCACAAGCAGCAGCGUGAAAUGUGUGUCGCCGAGAGAGACUCCAGUUCUUCACAGCGAGAUCAAGUUCCCUGACAUGAUGAGAAAUCCAGAGAGUGCUUUAGACUUUGACAAAAGUAUCUUGAUUUUCUGUUCCACUGACUCUGAUGAAAAGUCUGCAGUGUUUUGUUUAGACGUGCCAGAACAUAAAUGGACUGACUGUGGACAUCUAGAUUGUUCAGCUAAAAAUUUGGUUGGUUUUAGAAAUGAAACAAAUUACUUUAUCUUACAAAGUGACGGGACGGUAAGGCAAGUGCUGAGGAAUCAAGAUGAUGACUUUGUAUUUACAAUGAUAAAACGACUGUGGUCGAUUCAAAGCGCUUUACGGGGCGCCUUUAUCUACAGUGAUAUUCUGUACGUAUUUUCAAAUACUCCCAUGGAGAAUUCAUGUCUUCGAGGAGUAUCCGGCUUGUUUUGGCGGACGGAGUAUUGGUAUCAGGAACAAGAGGCGUCCAACUUUGUUCAGUUUUUUAUGCCCACUAAUGACAUAUGCCGGGCAGAUAGUAUAUCUGAAACCGAUUCCGAGGAUGAAGAAUCAACAUAAUGCAUUGAGAUUGUAAUAACUUUUGAUACAAUUCAUUCUAUGACUAUUAGAAUAGUAAAUAGGCACAGCAGAGACUGUGAUUUCAACACCUCGUUUUUUUUUUUAGUUAGUAUGAACGAUUUUAAGAAAUAGUCGGAAGAAAAUGAGCACAAGACUAAAAUAUUGAAUUGAGGUUAGGGCUUGUCGGUAGUGGGUGAAGGGAAGAGCGGAAUCAUCCCAGGACAAGAAAACAACUUUGAGAAGUCGAUAGAUAUUCAGCUCAAGAUACGACGACAUUCAAUGGUGAAAAUCACAUUGAGCAAACAAUACUUACAAAUUGUAACUGUUGUCUUUGCGUGGAUGUUUUGUUUGUUUGUUUGCUAAGUCAAACAUUUCUUUAUUUAGGACAGAACAGUUGUGUAAAAGUUGUACAGCUUGUCAAGCAGUGUACGCUAAAUAAUAAAAUGAAAUUCAAGUUUGAAAUAAA